CUGUUCGCACCCCCAGCAACAGGUUGCGAUCAGAGGUUGUCAAGCGAGGGGCAGGGGUGAACUCUGCGUCAGCACCCCGUCUCGAGGCUCCGGGUGUCAGCGUCCGGACUCAAGUGCGCGUCACGUGGUGCGGCGAAUCCACUUAGCCCAAUUAGCGAAUAUCCAUCCAGCAGGGGUCGCGGCCAGCGGGGUCACGUGGGCCGGUCACGUGGGGGGCCGAGGGUCAGGAGGUGGCGGCCAGCGCGGCGGUACCGGCGGACGCCCGCCGCGAGCUUCUCUCUUUCUUUGCGACAUGUGCCUCCAGUGGCUGCUGCUGUGUUUGCUGGCCACUGCCGUGUCCGCGCCUUCGCACGCGCCCGCCUCACUCGUUAUACUUUGCAGCAGUGGCUACCGGUGCAGCUUGCAGCCUGUUCUCCUUUCACCCCUGCGAGUCACUCCCCCUGCACCCCCGCGGGUCAACCUCACCAGGCCCGCCUCCGGAAAUGGACUCCCAACCAAGGGCGAAGGCGGAUGGCGCUCAACGGCCUACCGCUACCUCACGCUGCCCGUCGGCGUCGGCAUUUCCCUGCUGGCUGUCUUUCAGUGGCGCAGCUUCAAGCGCAGACUGGAGGAUGAAGUGGUGGAGCACGCCAAGGACUGGCAGAUCACCUGCUACCGGCUGAUUCCGCUGCGGGCCAUAUCGAGGACCGUCGGCUGGUUUAUGGAGAGGGAGUUGCCAGAGUUCAUAAGGCCGUCCCUCUACUCUUUGUACGCGAAAUACUACAAGUGCAACCUGAACGAAGUGCGGGAGCCCGACCUGAAAACCUACACCAGAUUUAGUGAUUUCUUCUGCCGCAGUUUAAAGGACGGCGUCAGACCGAUCCAUCCCUCUGAUCCUUUGGUUUCUCCUGCUGACGGUAAAAUUAUGCAGGCUGGACCUGUCACUUGCUCAAAGGAGGAGUGCAAGGAGAAAAUCAAAGAAGUCAAAGGAGUUGAUUAUUCUCUCGAAUCAUUUAUUGGUGAUCCCAGUUGGAUUAGUGAAAAGCAAUGGGGCCGCAGCACGCUUUCUCGCAGACUUUUGCACCACGAGAGCGGCACUCGACUAUAUAACAGCGUGAUUUAUCUUAAUCCAGGAGACUAUCACCGCUUCCACUCGCCGACAGAUUUCCGCGUCAAUUUCCGCAGACACUUUCAGGGAGAGCUGUUUAGCGUGAAUCCGUUGGUGGCGAGGUGGAUCCCGGAGCUGUUCAGUUUGAAUGAGAGGGCGAUGUAUGUUGGCUCGUGGAAGCAUGGCUUCUUCUCCAUGACGGCGGUAGGCGCGACCAACGUCGGCUCCAUUCGCGUCUUCUGCGACGAUCAACUCCGGACAAACCAGCCACGCUGGCCGCGCCAACAGCAGCGACACAAGGACACAUACCUGGGGCCGACGCAGGAAGGCGUGAAUGUGAAGAAGGGCGAGCUGUUCGGCGAAUUCAGAUUUGGCUCAACGAUUGUGCUGCUAUUUGAGGCGCCGGACGACUUUCACCUGCAACACUCGGUCAGCCAGAACAUCCGGGUGGGACAGCCGAUGAGCGUUUCUGACCCGGACGCGCCCGCCGAGGUCACGCCAGCCCAUAAUCACACUGACUGAGCACAACGCGCACUCGAAUGUUUCGUUCCUGACCCCAGAUUGUGCCGUCUGAUCACACCCCAACGACCUCAACCGAUCGCCGCGAUUGCCACCGCCGGCUGGAGACGCGUGUUGGACAGCCGCCACCACCGUCGCAGUCGCCGCCGCUGGAGAGAGCUCCUAACACAGACGGAGAGCCGCCUUGCUAAGAGUGACCUCUUGCAAAAGGCCUUUUGCAUUUCAGUCAUUUAACAGAAUCAAAACUAUGAUUUGAAUGAUACCCUUCAGCCGCUGAAAUGGAUAGUCAGAAAUUGAACGACCGUAGUAAAUCCUGACCAGAGUGUCUCACGUCCGCACUCGGUCCAUUUUGUUAUAUAUGUAGUUGUUGCUAUAGACCCGAACUAUCAGUGCCGGAGUUUGAUUUUUUUAAUUGACGCAACACUGGGCUGAGUCAAGCAUUACACGAUCCACUCUAGAACACUGCUAGAUAAUCACUGUCAAUGCUACCAAAAUUAUUGAGUAAUGAGGUUCCAAGUAUAGUUACCAAUGUCAAUUAAAUUAGCAGCAUUCGCCGACCGAAGGUAGAUCUUAUAAAUAUGUACAUAAUGUAAGGUUUUCAAAAACGAAAUAAUGAUUAUAGUCUGUCUUACAUAAAAAUUGUUUAUAUUCAAGCAACGCGCUUUUCGUCUCUUUGUUCUGAGCUCUCAUUAACUCCCAAUUUGUUAUAUUUUUGAUAUAAAUACAAAUAUUAAUUGUUUCCUCCAUCAAUUGGCUAUUGCUUCAAUUUCCUUGAGGUCAAAUCGAAUUAAAAAUGGCAGCUCUAAGAAUAUUCGUAAACAGUUAACAUAUCUCACAAAGUUUCGAUGUUGUUCAACUUAGAAAAAUCUUAGCCCGUACCUAACGAAACCCCCUGCCAUUAAUACGCGAAUUCUGGUUAAAAAGCAGAGAAUAGCCAAGGAGGCACUAUGGAGAUAACAAAAACUGAAAAGUGAUCCUACUAAUCGCUCAGCUGAAAUGAGUGAUUGUGAGCAAUAGUCGAGAGUUUAUUUAAAUGAUAAUAUUUAUCAAGACACAUUGUAUAUUUAUUGUUAAAUCAUGUUGUCACUCUCAAUGCAAAAUAUACACUGUACGAUUUUAAUCCAA
Molecule: messenger RNA, 2731 nt
Organism: Cloeon dipterum
Lineage: Eukaryota; Metazoa; Arthropoda; Insecta; Ephemeroptera; Baetidae
Gene: Pisd
Product: phosphatidylserine decarboxylase
Exons: 6
Coding region: 293-1609 (438 amino acids)
Biological process (GO): phosphatidylethanolamine biosynthetic process
Cellular component (GO): mitochondrion
Molecular function (GO): phosphatidylserine decarboxylase activity
Source: RefSeq, a predicted model, not a curated record